AGACUAACUCCCAGCUCUCAGUUAAUGUUGGAACUUACACAAGUCUGAACAAUUAAGACAAAUAUGAAAACAUCUGUUUUAGGUUUCAUUUGUGAGCCUUCAAGUCUCAGUUUGAUGUUGACAGAUAUAAAACAGCCAAUGAGGAGCAGCACCAUGUCUAAAGAUUUAAAUAGAUGAUGAGGUGGUUACAUUUAUGUAGAAUUAUUCAAAUAAUGAAGCAGAGCAACGAAAUACGCAUGAAGGACAAACUGUUGGAUUUUUUUAAAUAUUUUUCUUCUAAAAGUGACCUGGUGGACAGAGCAGUUUGACAAACAGCAGACAGGAAGUCAACACCUGCUGCUUUACGUUUCAUUUUCUCACCUGUUUGUAGGUCCUCUCUGCUACACUGAGCAGGAAGAACAGGAACCACAUAAAGCUGAGCGAGCCAUGCUGAUCAACAAGUCGUCAGAGCCAGAGCCGCUCCCGGCGCUGCUGACAGGAUGAGCAUCAAGUAGACUUGAACACCGAGUUUCACUGUUUCAUCGUUUCAGAAACAGAAAUAUUUGAACAUGAAGAAGAAUCUAACAGGAAACAGGUACAAACAAACGUGAACUUCACUGAGGGCCAGUGAACCACAGCUGUUGGCCCCUCCCCCUGUGCUCUGAUUGGCUGGCGGGCCGUUGACCCAUGGCUGAUUUAUGCCCAGCUGAAAGGUCGAUGGCACUUGUGGAGCACUGACAGAACCGGUACCAGAACAGACAUCAUGCUGUCCAUCCCUGAUCUGAUCAAGAAGAAGAGAGACGGAGGACAGCUGAAUGACGAAGACAUCAAACUCUUCAUCGAGGCUGUUACAUCUAACACCAUCCAGGAGGGUCAGACAGGGGCCAUGAUGAUGGCCAUCUGGUGGAGAGGGAUGGUCACCGAUGAGAUUCUUACCCUGACCAGGGAGAUGAUGUCAUCGGGGGAGGUGAUGUCAUGGCCAGAUGACUGGAAAAGUCUGGUAGUGGACAAACACUCCACAGGAGGGGUGGGGGACAAAGUGAGCCUGGUGUUAGCCCCGGCGCUAGCUGCCUGCGGCUGUAAGGUGCCGAUGAUCAGUGGGCGGGGCUUGGCUCACACAGGAGGAACUCUGGAUAAACUGGAAUCGAUCCCAGGGUACAACAUCCAUCAGUCUGCUGAYCAGAUCCGGGCCAUCCUGGCCUCAGUGGGCUGCUGUAUCGUGGGGCAGACMGAGACGCUGGUCCCGGCAGAUCGAGUCCUGUACGGUGUGAGGGACGCCACCAGCACCGUGGACAGCCCACCRCUCAUUACUAGCUCCAUCAUCUCUAAGAAAGGAGCAGAGUCUCUGUCUGCUCUGGUUCUGGAUGUGAAGUUUGGACGAGCUGCUCUCUAUAAAGACCUGCAGGAAGCUCAAGAGCUCGCUCAGCUGCUAGUGAGUGCAGGUAACRGUGUGGGCGUUAAAACGGGCGCGGUGCUGAGCCGUAUGGACGGGACGAUCGGCCGGUGUGUGGGGAACAGUCUGGAGGUGAUCGAGUCUCUGGAGGCGCUGAAGGGAAAUGGACCCGAGGACCUGAUGGAGCUUGUCACGACGCUCGGCGGUCUGUUGCUGAAGAUGACUGGCAUCGUCUCCAGCCUAUCAGGGGGCAGGAAGCAGAUUUCCCACGCUGUGAUUGGUGGUGCUGCCCUGUCCAAGUUCGAGGCCAUGCUGGUGGCUCAGGGCGUCACCGUGGAGACGGCCCGGUCGCUUUGCUCCGCCGACACAAAUUACCACAGCGUCCUGAGGAAAUCUGAGCAUCAGAUGGAGCUGCCAGCUCGGGCUGGAGGUUUAGUUCAGGACGUGGAUGGUUUGGUUUUAGCUCAGGUUCUUCAUAAAUUGGGGGCGGGGCGCUCUAAAGCUGGAGAUCCUGUCAAUCACAGCGUGGGGGCGGAGCUGCUGGUGUCACCUGGUCAGACAGUGAAGACAGGAGAGUCCUGGCUGCGGCUUCACUACGAGGAUCCGGUUCCGACGCAGGAGCAGAUCGACUGGCUGCAGGGAGCGCUGACUGUUGGAAUAAACAACAACAAACAAACAGGAAGUCACAGUUUAGUGGCAAAACUGAUGCUUCCUGACUGAGACACAUUUUUAAUGACUGAUCUGAUAACUUAAAAAAUUGCAUUGUGUUUGUUGUAAACAAUAAAAAAAAAUCAACACAAAUGGGUUCAAACUGUGUGCAUUUAAAACUGUGCAAACACCGCCCUCUUCUGGACAAAAAUGAAAUAACAU
Molecule: messenger RNA, 2242 nt
Organism: Austrofundulus limnaeus
Lineage: Eukaryota; Metazoa; Chordata; Actinopteri; Cyprinodontiformes; Rivulidae
Gene: tymp
Product: thymidine phosphorylase
Exons: 11
Coding region: 743-2092 (449 amino acids)
Biological process (GO): pyrimidine nucleoside metabolic process; pyrimidine nucleobase metabolic process
Cellular component (GO): cytosol
Molecular function (GO): pyrimidine-nucleoside phosphorylase activity; 1,4-alpha-oligoglucan phosphorylase activity
Source: RefSeq, a predicted model, not a curated record